AUGGCGAAGCUAAGAUCGUUCUUUCCCUGGUUUCUCGCCUGGCUCCUCGUCGUUUUCACUGCCCAAAUGGUAGACGCAGACGAUAUUUGGACUGCCCUCAAUUACUCAGUCAACGGCCGUCUCUACCGCGCGGAGCCAUUCUCCAAACCGUGCUUCACCAUCUACAACGGCAACCUGGUAUCCAGCGACGAAGCAGCAUGCUCUCUUGUCGGAGCCGACUACACCAAUAACACGGUCCACGUCAACGAGCCAGUAGGCUACAUGUACCUCCAGAGCGAGGUGUGUCUCUCCGACCCGUCGGAUCAAUGCCUGUUGGAUCCUGCCACCACUUCAACGGGCGUGCCUUCCAGCUAUGCGUCGUGCAACCAGGGCAGCGUACCAGACUACUACAUCGAGGUGCAAUCGGAGUUAGACGUUGCAGCUGGGCUCGAGUUCGCCAAGGCAAAUAGCAUGCCACUUUCCAUCAAGAACAGCGGUCACGACUUCAUGACAAGAAACAGCCAGAAAGGCUCCCUGGCCCUGUGGCUGCACAAGCUGAAAGGCAUGACAUACCACGAUGACUUCCAGCCCGAGGGCAGCAACGAGUCGGUUGGACGCGCUAUGACGGUCGCUGCGGGCGAGUUAACAGGCGAUGUGUUUGAGUUUGCGUCCGAUCACGGCAGCAUGAUUCUCAGUGGUUACUCGCCUACCAUCGCGCUCUCUGGUGGCUACAUCCAGGGGGGCGGCCAUGGCGUACUUGCCCCUGUUUUGGGAUUGGCUGCUGAUCGGGUGGUUGAGUUCAAGAUCGUCACACCGGACGGGGUCAUCAGGACGGCAAACAGUCAUCAGAAUACGGACUUGUUCAAGGCUCUACGCGGUGGCGGCGGUGGGACAUUUGGCGUCGUACUGGAGGCCACGCAUCGAGUCGAGCCGGUGGCGCCAAUUGCGGUUGCGGCCAUACAACUGCCGAGUGACAUUACGGUCGAUACUUCGAAGGACUGGAUCGAACUACAAGCUCGUGAAUCACUCAGAUGGGGAAAGGAUGGUUGGGGUGGACAUGUGGCUGGCACCUAUCUUACAUACAUGAACCCGCUGCCGAGCAUUGCCAAUCUCAGCGACCGCGGCGCCGCGGCGCGAGAGUCGAUGCGCAAUGCUACUCAGUUCGCACAAUCAGUUGGCGGCACCAGCGUUGUAGAGGUCUUACCCGACUGGCUGGACGUCUGGAACAAGUACGGUGCAUCGGUUACGUCCAACUCAGCAGGCCGGAUCAGACUCGUCACCAGCCGACUACUGCCACAGCAUUUGUUUGCCAGCGAAGAAGGCAUCACCAAGGUCAUGGAAUACGUUGAUGAGGUGUAUGACCUCGGCUUCGAUCCAAGAGAACUGUACGUGCCCGUCAACGCACCUUUCGUCGCCAACGACGCGAUGGAACGGAUGCCAAAAGGCCAACCCGGAACAUCUGUCCAUCCUGCUUGGUACAAUGCGCUCUGGGAGAUUUCGGCCAGCGUCAACGUACCGUGGAACGCCACGUUUGACGACCGAGUGCGGAAUCUGACGGCGCUGGCGAAGUGGACUAAAUUGCAGGAGGAUCUGGCGGGUCCAGGAAGUGGCACGUAUAUGAAUGAAGCAAAUCCGUUCACUCAGAACUGGAAGGACUCAUGGUGGGGAAGCCAUUAUGAGGAGCUGCUGGAGACGAAGAAGAAAUACGACCCCGAUGGCUUGCUGAAGUGUUGGAAGUGUGUUGGGUUCGAGGACGCGGACGUGGAGAGCGAUCGGUUCAAGUGCAUGGGCAAGUUGCAACAAGCCGUUGACGGAAACAAUGCAUAG
Molecule: messenger RNA, 1806 nt
Organism: Pseudomassariella vexata
Lineage: Eukaryota; Fungi; Ascomycota; Sordariomycetes; Amphisphaeriales; Pseudomassariaceae
Exons: 1
Coding region: 1-1806 (601 amino acids)
Molecular function (GO): FAD binding; oxidoreductase activity
Source: RefSeq, a predicted model, not a curated record